AUGAAAUGGCAGGCAGCAUGUUGUUUUGUAGAGCAACACUUGCAUGGCCCGGAGCCCAGUUUGUCAGUGGCAUCUGACUUCCGGGCAUGUUUGUCAAUGCUUCCUUGGGAGGGUAAUGUUUCCGGCUUCAUGGAUUACUCGCCUAUAAGCAAGCUCGCACAAUUUGCCUCGCGAAGCUGGCUUUGCGACAACAACAUCAACUUUGCUCUCGAACUCAUUCUUCGGCAGAUCAAAAGUAGCCUCAUCCUUGCCCCGUUUUGUGACAUCCUUCAAACCUACUUUGUCAAUAAACUCAAAACUAUGUUCGAGUCAUGCCAUCAGAAAGAUUAUUUUCGUGCAGAUGAUUGUUCACAACUUCGCGAGAUUGGGCAGGACAUUGCCGAUGGCACGAAGACUGUUGGAAUGACUUGCUUCGUCCACUCCAACCAUUGGUUAUCUCUCGUCAUCGACGGUUCACGCCACACAAUUUACUUUGGAGACUCGUUUGGAUGCCAUGAAGCACCAGAUUCAAUCUGUCAUGCAGUCGAGUGGUGGCUCGCAUUGCACACACCUGUUUUGUUUGUCUGGCAACCUCUCGCCUGCACUCACCAACAAGAUCAAUAUUCGUGUGGCAUACUCGCCGUCAAUGCAAUUGCCCAUCACUUUCUUCCAGAAACUUAUCCUCUCCUCUCGCCUGAUUGCAAUGCACUCGAUGGAGCUCGGAUGCAGUUUGGUGUGGCCAUCAUUGAUACCCACCUUCGCACAUUAUCUGUGAGAAUCAUUUUUUUGUCGUCUGUGAUUAUUUACUAA
Messenger RNA from Suillus clintonianus, 789 nucleotides. RefSeq lists its product as uncharacterized. The transcript has a single exon. Gene Ontology annotation, molecular function: cysteine-type peptidase activity. The coding region runs from base 1 to 789 and encodes 262 amino acids. The record is from RefSeq and is a predicted model, not a curated record. Gene Ontology annotation, biological process: proteolysis. Lineage: Eukaryota; Fungi; Basidiomycota; Agaricomycetes; Boletales; Suillaceae.